This is a messenger RNA of Austrofundulus limnaeus, 1391 nucleotides long. RefSeq names its product synaptosome associated protein 29 (gene snap29). Gene Ontology annotation, molecular function: SNAP receptor activity; syntaxin binding. The coding region runs from base 1 to 780 and encodes 259 amino acids. The record is from RefSeq and is a predicted model, not a curated record. The transcript is spliced from 5 exons. Gene Ontology annotation, biological process: synaptic vesicle fusion to presynaptic active zone membrane; synaptic vesicle priming; exocytosis. Gene Ontology annotation, cellular component: plasma membrane; SNARE complex. Lineage: Eukaryota; Metazoa; Chordata; Actinopteri; Cyprinodontiformes; Rivulidae.
AUGGCCUACCCUAAUUCCCACAACCCAUUCGCAGAGGAUGACGACGACGAGGAUUUUAAACCUAAAAGUCGAGGAUUCGGUGACGACCCCGACAGUGGGCUGACUGAGGCGGAGAGGAAACAGAGGCAUCUUCAACAGGAAGUGAUGCGUUCAGCUCAGUCUGCUGUGGACAGCAGUUAUCGUUCCCUCGGCCUCAUUUAUGAGUCAGAGAAGAUAGGUGUGGAAACUGCAGAGGAGCUGGUGCGACAGGGUGAAGCUUUGAGGAGGACCGACAGGAUGCUAGACAACAUGGAUCAGGACCUGAAAACCAGCCAGAAGCACAUCARCACUAUUAAGAGUGUGUGGGGAGGAUUUGUCAACUACUUCAAAAGCAAACCAGAAGAAAAACCUGCUCCUGAGGAGCCAAAGGCCUACCAGGCCAGUGAACGAUUACAGACAGCCUUGUCAAGCAGCAGACAACACGAAGACAAGUAUCAAGCCAGCCAUCCCAACCUCAGAAGGUUGGAGACAGGAGGUUUUGGAGCUGCUGCAUCGAUAGAUGAUCCCUCAUCUGGACAGAAUGGAUACUCAAAGAACAGAUACCUCAAGGAGGCUCACCAGACUCUUGACAAAAACUUGGAUGGCAUGAUCGAUGGUUUGAGUAGACUGAAGAGCCUCGGACUCGGUCUUCAGUCUGAAAUCGAUGAUCAGGACGACUCCAUUGACUCUCUGCUGAACAAAGUGGACAAGAUGGAUGGGAAGAUCACCAACACAAACCAGCAACUUAAAAAACUGAAAUAGGACUCCUGCUCACAGCUGACCCGUCAUCCUGGCCUUUGUUUGGGGAAAAAAAAGUMAUUUUGUUUUGUAAUUUUUUUCAAAAAAAAAAUUAGUUUUUCUUUUCGGACAAGAUGGAUUUUGCUUCCUUUGUACACUUUGUCUUUGUCGACUUGUUUUCUCUGUCAUGCGUAAAUGCAUUUCUGUUUAAAGGUUUUUUUAAGUAUUAUUUUUCUGUAAUUGGCAACAAGUUAGUUUAUAUUUCAAACUUCUAAAAAUGAACGCUAGAAUUUUAAAUAUUGAGGAGAAAGUUUCAUUUUUGUUUUAUAUGUUCACCAGCUUUAUGUUAUUGAUAUUUAAUCCCAAGUCAUCUACAAAUGUUUAAAACCUCAAACAAGCCACUUUUGUCUUAAAUGUAGUUAUUAUUCUCUGAAUCUGUCUUAACUGGUGCAUCUCACUGUGACAUGGUUCACUUUAUGUACCAAGUUUUUUUUUUUUAAGUCUGUGUUUCAUUGCUGCAAAUUUUGUUUAGUUCUUGUACAGCAUUAAUGAAAAAAACAUGUUUAUAAAAAUCCACAAUGAAAGAAAUAAACCUUAUAUUGAAGAGCCACUGUGGGUGGCUUUUAGAAAAACUA